AUGAACAAUUCCCCAACUUCUCCGAAUUAUCGCCGUCUCUUUUCUACUCUCGAUUCUCACUUCUCAGUCUCUAAUCCCCUCAUCAUCUAUCUUAUCUCUCGUCUCGUCAGCGUAGGCCUGAAAGUUGAAUCGCUCCGGUUAGCGUACAACACACACGGGCGGCCGUCCAGCGGGGUGUCGGCCCAGGAGCUCCUUGACGCCGGGCACCGGGCUUGGUGUGCGCCGGGUCCUAAUUUUUCAUCUCCCUCCCAAAUUCUCAAUUCCAAUCCUCAAUUCAAGGGCCGACACCGGUUCCCUGCAAUGGGAUUUCUGAGGCUCACGAGGAGAUUCCAUGGCCUCUACCACGUAGGAUCAAGAACCAACUUGACACUUAUCUGCAACUCCCACAUUCAGAGGAGAGUGUUAUCUAGCCAUCCUGACGGAAUCAAUGGUGCAGAUUCACUUUUACCUGUUCUGAUCGUUGGUGCAGGCCCCGUUGGUCUUGCUCUCUCAAUUCUACUGACGAAACUAGGGGUGAAAUGCGCAAUUCUGGAGAAAAACAUUGCAUUCCCAAGUCACCCUCAAGCUCAUUUCAUCAACAAUCGAUCAAUGGAGAUAUUCCGGAAAUUAAAUGGCCUGUCUGAUGAUAUUCUGAGGUGUCAACAACCAGUGGAUUUAUGGAGGAAGUUCAUAUAUUGUACUACACUCACGGGGUCGAUUCUCGGAUCAGUUGACCAUAUACAACCUCAAGAUUUCGAAUGUAUUGCGAGCCCAAUCUCUGUUGCAAAUUUUCCACAAUAUAAACUUAUGAGGUUGCUAGUCAAACAGCUCGAGGAGGUUGGGUUUCAUAUAAGAAGUGAUGGGUUGACAAGCUCUGAUGGCUGUGACCAAGAGAUAUUAAUGGGACACGAAUGCACAGCUAUAAAUGUCACCAAAGACAAUGUAAAUUUGUCUGCAUGUAUAAAAAAAGAAGGAAAACAUGUAACUAAAGAUUUCCAGUGUAGAUUUGUUGUUGCCACCGAUGGUGCUGGAAGUACAGUGAGAAAGUUAAUGGAAAUCGGCAUGACUGGCGAGCAUGAUUUGCAAAAGCUCAUUAAUGUACAUUUUAGAAGCCACAACCUAGGUCGGUAUUUGAUGGAUGAGAGACCUGGGAUGUUGUAUUUUGUCUUCAACACUGAAGCAAUAGGUGUCCUUGUUGCUCAUGAUCUGAAGGAAGGGGAGUUUGUGUUGCAGGUGCCGAUUUAUCCACCUCAACAUAAGAUUGAAGAUUUUAGCCCCAGAAUGUGUGAGAAAGUAAUUUUCAAACUGGUCGGGCGAGAGAUUUCGGACAUUAAUGUUGUGGGUGUAAGGCCGUGGGUGAUGCAUGCAGAAGUUGCUGAUGCAUUUUUAGCUGGUGACAACAGAAUCAUAUUGGCUGGUGAUGCUGCUCAUCGGUUUCCUCCUGCUGGUGGUUUUGGAAUGAAUACUGGAAUUCAGGACGCUCACAAUCUAGCCUGGAAGUUGGCUUCCGUCAUCAAGGGAACCGCGCAACCUUCAAUUCUUUCUACUUAUGAAUCAGAGCGUAGGCAGAUUGCCUUGUACAAUACAGCACUAAGUGUCGAGAAUUUUAAAGCAGCAAUGGAAGUUCCUGCUGCUCUUGGGCUCGAUUCAAGAAUUGCAAACUCAGUACAUCGCACUGUGAACAGCAUUUUGGGCCCCAUCUUGCCAUCUGGUGUACAAAAAGCAAUUUUGGAUGGAAUAUUUAGCAUAGGGCGCAUGCAGGUCUCUGAUUCGUUUCUGAAUGAAAAUAAUCCUCUUGGAUCUUCACGGCUCAUGAAAUUAAAACAGAUAUUUGAUGAAGGAAAAAGCCUUCAGCUCCAGUUUCCAGCUGAAGAUCUUGGAUUCAGAUACUCUAAAGGAGCUCUACUGAAUGAUGAUAGUUCCUCAAGCACACAAGAAACACCAACUGGACGCAGAAGGGAUUAUGUCCCUUCCUCCAUUCCUGGGUCCAGACUGCCUCAUAUGAUGAUUCACUUACUCUCGGCCCCCUCGACUAAGGAUGCCUUCUCGACGCUGGACCUCAUAUCUGUUGAUAAAAUAGAGUUCCUUCUUAUCAUAGCACCAAUCAAAGAGUCGUAUCGUGUAGCGCAAUCUGCAUUUAAGGUGGCUGAGGAACUUAAUGUUGCACUCAAGGUAUGUGUAAUGUGGCAAGAAAGGCCCACAGAUGGGAUUGGGAACAGCAAAACACAGCUUUCACCUUGGAACAACUUUGUUGACGUGGUUGAAGCAAAGACUCGAAGCUCGAGUUCAAGCUCAUGGUGGGACCUAUGUGCGAUGUCUCAUACAGGAGCCAUUUUAGUGAGACCCGACGAGCACAUUGCUUGGCGUGUGAAGUCAGGGAUUGAGAACGAUGAUCCUCUUUUGGUGCUCAAGAAUGUUUUUUGUUCUAUACUAGGAUUGGCCACCAGAUGCACAUAA
Molecule: messenger RNA, 2436 nt
Organism: Striga hermonthica
Lineage: Eukaryota; Viridiplantae; Streptophyta; Magnoliopsida; Lamiales; Orobanchaceae
Source: the annotation of a GenBank genome assembly